Molecule: messenger RNA, 1056 nt
Organism: Hibiscus syriacus
Lineage: Eukaryota; Viridiplantae; Streptophyta; Magnoliopsida; Malvales; Malvaceae
Product: WD repeat-containing protein PCN-like
Exons: 6
Coding region: 1-1056 (351 amino acids)
Biological process (GO): meristem growth; meristem maintenance
Molecular function (GO): protein binding
Source: RefSeq, a predicted model, not a curated record
AUGGCAGUGCCCAUCAGUUCUGAAGGUUUUUAUCUGAUGAGGCAAAAGACUUGCAAGAAGACGAGGAAAAAAGUAAAAAGAUCCCGAUCAAGGGAGAAGAAGCCCCUUGAUUUCUGUUGUGGUAAAUGGGCUCAUUUUGGAGUUCCCAUGCUUGUCUCUGCUGGCGAUGAUGCGAAGUUGUUUGCCUACUCUGCAAAAGAUUUUACUAGGUUCUUCCCACAUGAUAUUUGCCCUGCACCUCAGAGAGUUCCAAUACAACUGGUCACUAGCACAAGGUUCAAUCAGACUUCUUUUCUACUGGUUCAAGCAUCUUGUUGGUUAGAUGUGCUCACUGUUCAAGUUCCUGAUGUGGGUUCUGGUCCCUAUGGGGAGCUUUUUGGUUAUUCUGACCACAUUAGAUCCAAUCUAUUUGCACUAAGGAGGCAAGCUGGCCAAAGUACAUGGACCAUUAGUAAAAGGCAACUUCCUCAGAACCUUCCAUCUGCACAUUCUAUGGUUUUUACCUCUGAUGGAUCACGGUUGCUGAUAGCAGGGCAUGAUAGAAAGAUCUAUGUAAGCUGGCUUUCUUAUUGUGGAUUUGGAGAGCUCGAAACUACUGGAUACCUUCAUACCUUGUUGUCAGGGGCACGAGAAGGAAGGGGACCCCCUGGUGGUGAGCCUCCUAUUACUAAAAUGUUCACAAGUUCUGAUGACAAGUGGUUAGCUGCUAUCAACUACUUUGGAGAUAUAUAUUUAUUCAAUCUGGAGAUACCAAGGCAACACUGGUGUAUAUCAAGAUUGGAUGGCACCUCUGUUACUGCUGGUGGCUUUCCUCAGAAUAAUAACAUGCUUAUUAUCACAACAUCUUCAAACCAAUUCUACAUAUUUGAUGUGGAAGCUAGACAAUUGGGAGAAUGGGCAAUGUGCUCAAUCGAUUUUGUUCAGGCAGUAGAUGAAGACAAUGAAAGUGAAUUGGUUCAUGAAGCCUUGUUGAAUCUUCAAGGUUCUCUCACAAAAACGAAAUGGAAACGUUUGUUGAGUGAUGGUCGUCAAAAAGAGUCUAAACAGACCGGUUGA